CCUCAUGUUAAUGUCACCAUUUAUUAUCAGUGGUAGAUGAAUUGCUCAUUCGUCAUAACUGUGCAAGUGAAUGGACGACAAUAGACACCAUGGGAAAGACAUUUGGGCAAAAGCUAAAAAAAAAAAAAAAAGACUACAAUGGCAAUUUACUAUCUUUAUAUCUCCGCAUUGGAUCAUCCUUCAAACAGAGACGAAAUGAUUGAAACCAUCACCGGUUUGUUUUAGUCUGGCCUUCCUUUUGAAAAUACACAAUCCAACCUCUAAAAAGCACCCAGACCAAGGGCAGUGCACCACACAGUCCUGCCCUGUUGGCUUUCCAUCCCUUGAAAUUCACCCUUCUACUUUUAGACCAGCUUGUCCCAUAAGUGCCUCAGUUCUUUGGCCUGGCAGGCAUUCACCCUUCACAGCCACCAGGUAAAUGUGGCGGUCGGUUGGCGAGACACUAGUGCCGUGCAGGGCUUGUUGACAUUGUCAGUCAUCAUUGCCUCAAUCUCAGACAGGCUAGAGAGUGUGAGAGAGAACUGGUGCCUCUGAAGUCACUAAUUCAGCGUGUUCAGCUCCUGGCUUCCUGAUGUGGACAGGAGGCAGGCAGCACAACUCUGUUAAACAGCAGAUGUUUUACACUGCGGCCGUUACCCUCAUUUCCUGGGCGGAGAGCUCCUCGCUCUAUUAGACGAGUAACAGGAACCAGAAAAAAAAGAGAAGAGGGAGAGAGAGAAAGAGGCAGAGCGAGGGAGUGCGAGAGAAAAGUUAGCUGUGCUCAGAGCUCCCACAAAUCACUUUGUCACCAGCAAGCUCUGACAAGCACUAGGAGAGAGGGAGCGCACAAGCAGAAAGGCAGGGAGUUAUACAAAGGUGUGAAUAGGGAGUUGUGUCAGAGGAGGCUCAAGAGGGGAGGUGUGACGGAGCUGUAGAGGGCAUAAACGAGGUGACACCGAUGGAUGGAUAGAGGGAAGAGAGGACCCAGACGAGACAGCAAUCUGAUUCCCAAAACAGCGUGAGCUAAGAGGGACUGUUACUCUCGCUACUGCUGUCGUUACUGCUGCUGUGUCUGGAUGGUACACUCAUUUAAAAGGAAGGUUUGUCAAACUUAGUCUUUUGUUACUGAAGAGUAUUUCGCUGACAGAAGGAGAGUUUUGCUGUAUUUUUAUCUCCUGGUAGCUGUUCUGAUCUCAGGCUUGAGAAGAUACACUAUCGUAUUAUUGUGUUUGAGAAUGACACAGAUAGAGAGACAGCUGCUCUCUCUGUGAAGUAGGCAUGAGUCGGAGGCGUUGAAAGCAAAUUCUAGUGAACUGCAGCUGUACACAGAUCACAUGCUGUUAGUGCUAAAAAGAGGUAGUCAGAGUGGAGAGCGUACAAGUUUGUCAAAUGUUUUACUGUAGGGAAAUUUCUUUCUUUCUUCGCGACUGCAUAGGUUUGUGACUGUCUUUGAAAGUUAGUGGAAGUGAGAUCUUUAAAUACUACAUCAUACUUUCUUUUCCUUCACUGUGGAUACAAAGCCCCUGAGAGUUUUAUCUCGGCUGUAAGGGAAGCCAGAGGUCAUCUGAUCAAACUUCAAAAACUGAGAAAUAGGAAGGCCUUUUCUACACUUUCAGCACAGGACGUAUCAUCGCUAUCUUCUCUUCCCUCGAGACAUUAACAGAGGCAGUACACAUUACAUCUAUGAACAGAAUAGUCCUGAGUGAUCUUUGAAGAAACCUUGUGUGUCGAAGAGGACAGGAAGCUGUGUCCAUUGAAAAGCCUUAGCCUCGAAUGUAAGUAAGUUAAACUCUGCCAACACCACUCAUUCAUUCUGAGUGUUGUACAGCCCCCUUCAGAUUUGCUUGUCUCUGGGGACAUGUAAAGAGAGGCUUGAAAAAAUUCAGUCACAAGUUGGUGUGUGAAUACAGAACCGGCUCUGUGGAGUGUUUGAGUGUUGGUAGCUUGUUUUGGACUGAUGGGUGCUGUAGAGGUGUUCUGAGUCUUGGGGGCGCUGUCUGUGUGCAUGUUCGGAUGAGGAUUUGACAGCUCCGCUCUGGACUCACUUGAAUGUCUAGGACGUCAUUGUGUUACCUGUGUGGCUGAGUCAGAGGCUGGCUCAUCGCUCAAUGUCUGUCUGCCCACUGGGAUUCUCUCCACCUGCUUCUAUGCAAAGAAGUCACGAGUGUUAGGUGGUUUUCACAGCAGUAGCGACAGCGGUGGCACCGGAUAGUCCUGAACUUUCCACACUACUUUAAUUGUUCUGUGGUGUGUAAACACUUUGCGUCAGUCACAACUCUUCACGGAGUGAUUCACUAUUCCCUGAGCAUCCCUGGCUGGAGGCAGGCAGUGAAAGAAAAGGUGACGGAGGAUUAGCCAAGAACUAAAGCACCUAAGUGGUUACAGUCAGGUUGGUACAAUGAAGCUGGCACUGCUGAUGCUCAUGGUUGUGUACCUGGUGGGCAACGUAAGCGGUAUGUCUACAUGUAAGACGGUGGACCUGGAGAUGGUGAAGAAAAAGCGCAUCGAGGCCAUCAGGAGCCAGAUCCUCAGCAAACUGCGUUUACCUAAAGAGCCUGAACCUGAUCAGGCUGGAGAAGAGGAGGAGAUCCCGUCCACUCUGCUGUCGCUCUACAACAGCACCGAGGAGAUACUGAAGGAGCAGCAGACUCAGACCCAGAGACACAUCUCCACAGAGCAGGAGGAGGAGGAGUACUUCGCCAAGGUGCUGCACAAGUUCAGCACGACCAGAAGAAAUAACACCACCAAAAGCAUCCCGAUGUUCUUCAACAUCUCUGAGAUACGGCAAAAAGUGGGGGAGAGCCACCUGCUGACCAGUGCGGAGCUGCGGAUGUUAAUCAGACAUACUACAAUACCUUCUGAGCAGCGUGUGGAGCUGUACCGGGGUCUGGGGACCUCGCCCCGCUACCUCGCUUCCCGCUUCAUCACCAACCAGUGGAAAGGCAAAUGGUUGUCCUUCGAUGUCACUGAGACCCUGCAGGAGUGGCUCAAAGGGACCGAUGAUGAGCAGGGUUUCCAACUGCGGCUGUUCUGUGGAUGCAGCGAGAACGAGCAAAGUACUGAGAGUUGCUUCAAUUUUGAAAUAUCUGGGACCAAGGGUGUUAGAGGAGACACAGGACAAAUACAAAAGCAGAUGGAGCAACCACCCUACAUCCUGACCAUGUCCAUCCCUCAGAACACCAGCAGCGUCACCUCACGCAAAAAACGCGCCGUGACGACGUCAGCGACGCCGACGGAUACGUGUACAGCCCAGACGGAGACCUGCUGCGUGCGGAGCUUGUACAUUGACUUCAGGAAAGAUCUGGGUUGGAAGUGGAUACAUAAGCCCACAGGCUACUAUGCCAACUACUGCAUGGGGUCCUGCACCUACAUCUGGAAUGCUGAAAACAAAUAUUCUCAGAUUUUGGCCCUGUACAAGCAUCACAAUCCAGGAGCCUCUGCCCAGCCCUGCUGCGUCCCCCAGGCACUGGAGCCACUGCCAAUCCUCUACUACGUGGGCAGGCAACACAAGGUAGAGCAGCUGUCCAAUAUGAUUGUGAAGUCCUGCAAGUGUAGCUAAAGAUACAACACAGCACACCGCUCUGCCUCCCCUCAAACAUGCACACAGAUGGAAGAAGUCAUGUUUGAGACUUGAGAGAGGAGCAUUUGACAGAGAUAAAGGAGGACAAGAAUAAUGUGGACAAUGGGAACAAAAUAUUCAAAGUAGUCAGGAUCUCUGUGGUCAAGCUCCCCCCCCCCCCCCCCCGAGCUCUGCCAUUAUGAUGUUGGAGGCACACCGAACCAUGGACUUCUUAUAUUGAUAGAGAUAGAUAAUAUUUUUUAUGUGUAUAUACUUUUCCCCUGCAGUACUAAACUAUCUGUCUUGAAAUGAAUUAAUUUAUUUGUUGGAUGGACAGAUUUCUAAAGAAGUGAUACACGUGUAAAAGUGUGUCAGUUUGACAAUGGAAAAGGACAAGAGGACCAAAAUGACCUCGAUGGAAGAACAUUUGUGUUUUUACAGAUGACUGUCUGGGACAUUUCUGUUUGCCACAUCAUCUUCCUAGAGAGGUCAUAGUUAACGGUGCUAAAUCCCAGGUAUGGAAAACAGUGGCUGGUGGGGUUUUCCUGGACAAUAAUGCUGCAGGUGUUUUUGGAGAAAGCUCCAGCGUAAAGGACAGCAGACAGUCACGGGGACAGUCCGACCUGGGGAUCUCCCUCCGACUGAGAGGCUGGAACUGUCAGCCAACUGAGGAACAUUUCACAGGAAUCGUCCAUCAGUUUCACUUGCUGUUGUUUGUUUGUUCAGCCCACAUGAUUCUUUUUUUUUUUACAAUGCCUGUGUUUGUGUUCAUAAUUGAAUGUCAGCUUGUCCUUGGGCUGUUAUAGCCAUGAGUAAUAUCAGUGGUUGUAAAAGUGAUGACACCAUGUUUUUCUCCCUCUUGGGAUUUACAGCCAGCCUUUAGAUGGUGAGGGUCAGGGGAUGUGGUUGUGGUGUUGGUUUUACACAUGUUUGCUGUUUUUUUUUUACCAUAGUAAAUUAGGGGCAAUUUAUUGCCUUUUAUUUUGAAAGUUUUUACUUUAAUCUGAAGUGUGAUGCUUUUUGCACAACAAAUUAAUUCAGCUUCUAUGAUUUGUUUUAGCAAUAAAACCAGCCCAUUUUUUCAGUUUACCAUAUUUUAUAGCACACUUACCUUUUGAAAUUUGUAUCUGUAAAUAUUUUCAAAAUCUGAAAUAAACAUUGAUGUUAAAUUAU
Messenger RNA from Seriola aureovittata, 4711 nucleotides. It is a transcript of the gene tgfb1a, whose product is annotated as transforming growth factor, beta 1a. Gene Ontology annotation, cellular component: extracellular region. Gene Ontology annotation, molecular function: type III transforming growth factor beta receptor binding; cytokine activity; growth factor activity. Gene Ontology annotation, biological process: BMP signaling pathway; SMAD protein signal transduction; transforming growth factor beta receptor signaling pathway. The record is from RefSeq and is a predicted model, not a curated record. NCBI's taxonomy places the organism in Eukaryota, Metazoa, Chordata, Actinopteri, Carangiformes, Carangidae. The transcript has 6 exons. Bases 2378 to 3538 code for a protein of 386 amino acids.